Messenger RNA from Leishmania mexicana MHOM/GT/2001/U1103, 954 nucleotides. Its product is annotated as putative serine/threonine protein phosphatase. Bases 1 to 954 code for a protein of 317 amino acids. NCBI's taxonomy places the organism in Eukaryota, Euglenozoa, Kinetoplastea, Trypanosomatida, Trypanosomatidae. The record is from RefSeq and is a predicted model, not a curated record. The transcript has a single exon. Gene Ontology annotation, cellular component: cytosol. Gene Ontology annotation, biological process: mitotic cell cycle; peptidyl-serine dephosphorylation. Gene Ontology annotation, molecular function: protein serine/threonine phosphatase activity.
AUGACGACGGCCGGCGGCGGAUCGGCGGUGGGCUCCAGCAGCGCCCUCGACCUGGAUGAGAUGAUUAAUUACGUCAUACAAUGCAAGCCGCUCAGCGAGCAGCAGGUGGCGCGGCUGUGCGAGAAGGUGAAGGAGGUGCUGGAGAAGGAGAACAACGUGCACGCGGUGAGGGCGCCAGUCACGGUGUGCGGCGACGUGCAUGGCCAGUUUCACGACUUGCUGGAGCUUUUCAAGAUUGGCGGGUUGCCGCCGGACACGAACUACCUGUUCAUGGGCGACUACGUGGACCGCGGCUACUACAGCGUCGAGACGGUGACACUGCUGCUUCUCUACAAGCUGCGAUACCCCCAGCGACUACAUCUUCUCCGCGGCAACCACGAGUCGCGCCAGAUCACGCAGGUAUAUGGCUUCUACGAUGAAUGCAUCCGCAAGUAUGGUAGCGCCAACGUCUGGACGAUCUUCACGGACCUGUUCGACUACCUGCCCCUGACAGCGUUGGUCGAGAACGACAUCUUCUGCCUUCACGGUGGUCUCUCGCCGACGGUCGACACGUUCAGCCACAUCCGCAACCUCGACCGCGUGCAAGAAGUGCCGCACGAGGGGCCGAUGUGCGAUCUGCUAUGGUCGGACCCGGAUGAUCGUGAUGGCUGGGGCAUCAGCCCCCGUGGCGCCGGCUUCACCUUUGGCCAAGGAGUCACCGAAGGCUUCUGCCACAACAACAAGAUCAAGACGAUCGCCCGUGCGCAUCAGCUUGUCAUGGACGGCUACAGCUGGACGCACCAGGAUCAGCUUGUCACGAUCUUCAGCGCGCCAAACUACUGCUACCGCUGCGGCAACCUCGCCGGUCUUCUGGAGCUCGAUGAGCAUAUGAACAAGUGCUUCUUUCAGUUUGACCCGGCGCCGCGACGCGGUGAAGCGCAGGUGUCGAAGAAGACGCCGGACUAUUUCCUAUAG